AUGGCGACGGAAGUGAGCGACACGAUGGCCAACGUCGCCUCGCGCGAGCGAGACACGACGUGGCAGAAGUACGUCCGCACCAUCUGCAUCUGCGCCGUCGUCUCCUGCGCGACCCUCCAGUACGGCCUGGACAUCUCCAUCAUCAACGCCGCCCAGGCGCUCAAGGGCUUCCUCAAGGUCUUUGGCCACCCGAACCCCAAGGCGCCCCAGGGCUACGGCAUCGAGACCUCGUUCCAGCAGUCCAUCACCAGCCUGAUGAACGUGGGCGUCAUCGUCGGCUCCUUCACGCUCGAGUUCUGGUCCGGCCGCCUCGGCCGCAGAAAGAACUUUAUCGUGGGCUCGCUGGCCGGCGUCGGCGCCAACCUCAUCCUCGUGCUGUCGACCAACAAGAGCGCCAUCAUCUUUGGCCGCUUCCUGUUCGGCGUCUCCAACGGCCUCUUCAUCGGGUUCACCAACAUCUACAUCUCCGAGGCGGCGCCCUCGCACCUCCGCGGCGCCCUCGUCACCUUUGUCCAGGUCUCGGUCUGCAUCGGCACCGUCAUCGGCGCCGUCAUCAACAACGCGACCUCGCACCUGACCUCGCGCCUGUCGUACCAGAUCCCGCUCUUCACGCUCUUCGUGAUCCCCGUGUUCGUCGUCGUCAUGUCCUUCUUCAUCCCCGAGUCGCCGCGCUGGCUCAUCGUCAAGGGCCGCAAGGAGGAGGCCAAGGCGCACCUCUGGCGCCUGCGCGGCUCCGCCUUCCCCGCGGAGCUCAUCGACGCCGAGAUCGUGGCCAUCGUCGACGCCAUCGAGGCCGAGAAGCACAACACGCUGCGCGGCUGGGGCGCCGUGCGCCUCAUGUUCAGCCCCGCCGAGCGCCGCCGCACGCUGCUGACCAUCGCCAGCGGCACCAUGCACGGCGCGUCCGGGUUCCCGUUCAUCUCGAGCUACAAGACCUACUUCUUCCAGAUCGCCGGCUCCAAGCAGCCCUUCAUCGACUCCAUCAUCGUCACCUGCGUGUCGCUCAUCGGCGCCUUCUCGGGCGUCUUCCUGAACCGCUUCGUCGGCCGCCGGCCGCUGCUCAUGGCCGGCUUCCUCAUCCAGGCCUGCCUCAUGCUCGUCAUCGGCACCGUCUGGACCGUCAGCCCGGGCACCAUCACCACCGGCAAGGUCAUCGUCGCCAUGGUCGUCAUCUUCCAGUGCGUCUACGCCGCCAUCGUCGGCCCCACCUCGUGGAUCGUCGCCAGCGAGGUGCCCAACAACCGCCUGCGUGCCAUGACCUUUGGUUUUGGCAACGGUGUCGGCUUCCUCGCCUACUUCCUCAUCGCCUUUACCACGCCCUACUUUAUCAACCCCGAGUCUCUCAACAUUGGUCCCAAGGUUGGCUUCAUCUGGCUCGGCUCCAACCUUAUCAGCGCGACCUUCAUCUUCUUCUGCCUUCCGGAAACCCACCGCCGCUCCCUCGAAAACAUUGACGAGAUGUUCUACAACAAGGUCCCCACUCGCAAGUUCAAGAGCUACCAGUGCACGGGCACCGUUCAGAUCCAGGAGGAGAACGAGAAGAGCCUCGCAGCUGACGAGGAUGUCGGCACGAUUACUCAGGUUGAGGAGCAGCCCAACCGCAAGGAUUAA
Thyridium curvatum is the source of this 1611-nucleotide messenger RNA. RefSeq lists its product as uncharacterized. Gene Ontology annotation, biological process: carbohydrate transport; transmembrane transport. The record is from RefSeq and is a predicted model, not a curated record. The transcript has 4 exons. Gene Ontology annotation, molecular function: carbohydrate:proton symporter activity. Gene Ontology annotation, cellular component: membrane. Bases 1 to 1611 code for a protein of 536 amino acids. NCBI's taxonomy places the organism in Eukaryota, Fungi, Ascomycota, Sordariomycetes, Thyridiales, Thyridiaceae.